Molecule: messenger RNA, 3409 nt
Organism: Coturnix japonica (Japanese quail)
Lineage: Eukaryota; Metazoa; Chordata; Aves; Galliformes; Phasianidae
Gene: CLDN5
Product: claudin 5
Cellular component (GO): bicellular tight junction; membrane
Molecular function (GO): structural molecule activity
Source: RefSeq, a predicted model, not a curated record
GCGCGGCGCCGCUCACAACGGCUCGGCAGUUGCGCCCGGGGCCGGAGCCGCGGAGCCGCCGUUCUUUCCCCGCAGGUUUCCGAAGAGCAGCGGCAGCGGCGGCAUGACUUCGGCGGCGGUGGAGAUUCUGGGGCUGGGGCUGGGCAUCCUGGGCUGGGUGGGGGUGAUCCUGGCCUGCGCGCUGCCCAUGUGGCAGGUGACGGCCUUCAUCGGCAACAACAUCGUGGUGGCGCAGACCAUCUGGGAAGGGCUGUGGAUGAACUGCGUGGUGCAGAGCACGGGGCAGAUGCAGUGCAAGGUGUACGACUCCAUCCUGGCGCUGCGGCCCGAGGUGCAGGCGGGCCGGGCGCUCACGGUCAUCGUGGCGCUGCUGGGGCUGGUGGCGCUCAUGGUGACCGUGGUGGGCGCGCAGUGCACCAACUGCAUCCGGCCCGGCAAGAUGAAGUCCCGCAUCGUGAUCGCCGGAGGGACCAUCUACAUCCUCUGCGGGGUCCUGGUCCUCGUCCCGCUCUGCUGGUUCGCCAACAUCGUCAUCAGCGACUUCUACGACCCCUCCGUGCCGCCGUCCCAGAAGCGGGAGCUGGGCGCCGCGCUGUACGUGGGCUGGGCGGCCUCGGCGCUGCUGCUGUUCGGGGGCUGCCUCAUCUGCUGCUGCUCCUGCUCGCAGCGCGACGAGACCUCCUUCCCGGUCAAGUACUCGGCGCCGCGGCGACCCACCUCCAACGGCGAGUACGACAAGAAGAACUACGUGUGAGCGGGGCCGCCCGCUCCGCCCGGCCGUGCGGGCACACGGACAGACGGCGCCGCCGGCCGGGAGCGACUGCGGUGAGCUCGGCCCACGGGAGCCGCGCCGCCCCUCGCCCCGGAGCCCGGACAGCGGCACCGCCGCGAUGCUGGAGCGGAGCCGGGAGUGUUGGGGAGCCGCCGGUGCCUGUGUGCGCUGCCGGGCCGCCGUGCGUGCCCUGCCGGGGAGGAGAAGCUUCCCUUCUUCGUUCUGUCUCCUGAAAACCUGCAGCUGACUGACUUCUGCCACGGCUUUAACUGGUUCAGGUUUUUCCUUUUGUUCUUUGUGGGCAACUAAACUCGGGUUCCCAUCUGAAAGACAGUCCUAACCUCGGUCCUUAUUCAUGCAGGCAAAUAACCGUUUGGAGAAAGGCUCGUCAUUGUGUUCCGUUGUUUUGGGCCCUCAAAGAAGCACGCUUUGAGACUUCUGAAAUGAUUUCAGAUAGCGGCUGUUGCUUAGCGGAGAACAAAACCCAUUACUGCAGGUUCUCCAUCACUUCCCCGUCAGCUUCUGUUCUUGUACUUGAAUACGAACUCAUUGCAGGUCGCCAUUUACAGGAGGACUAAAUGCAGAGACCUGGGAGAUCUUAGUGCCCCGGUCCCAGCAGGGCAUCCCUCUGGCCCCUCGUCUGUGCUACAGGAGACUGGAAACACAUCUUUCCCCCUCUCGUGAUGCUUAGGCUAUCAGAGGCUUCGUGGCCUUCUUGAGUGCUGCUUGCUGCCAAUUCUGAAUCACAUGUGCUCAGCUGGACAUACACAUGCUCGGCUCCCCACUGUAACUUUGGUAACCUGCACUUGCCUUAAUUUAAUUAAUCGGGCUAGAAGACUUUAUCCAAAUAUCUUCGCUGAGUCCGCGCAGUGGGGGGGGAGAUGGGAGGUUAUGGCUGCUACAGCCCUCACAGCUCCUGGUUGCACUGCAGACCAGGAGGAUGGUGCUCUGGGCAAUGUAACUCACUUUCUGAGCUGUUAAACCUCACAGCAGCCUGGAUUAUUAACACGUACCUUUCCCUCCUAUGCUGCACACAAAAAAACCCAACACCAACAGAAGUGCCAGAGGGGUGGUGUGAUGCUCUCAUACAAAUUGUUGAGAAGGUGAAACCCCUUCCUUGUGGCACCAAAUUGAGACAGAACGCUGCUGCAGGCUGCGGCGGCACCGUGCUGCCACAAGGAGCCCCCUGCCAACAGGGACAGGGGAACGGUGCUGUGAGUACACAGGGCUCCCACAGCACCCCCUGCUCUGCACUGACUCUUACAGUCCCUGCUGAUGCUCAGACAUCAGGCUGACCAUUCCUGGGCGUUGUGACAGAUGUACAUUGACUGUCCUUGCUUUGCGUAGCAAACUUAAAACCCCAGCAGUACCAAUCUAUACACGGAUCUGAAAGAGGAAAGAGACUAAAGCCCCCACAAACACAGAUGCUGAGCACAACAUUUGCCCUUAUUAAGAUAACUGCUUUUGUUUUCAAGCACACACAUUGCAGGGUCCGCACCCCGCAGACAACAGCAAGUGGGACCGUAUGUCCGGGAUCAGCUUUGUUCUACAAAGAGGUGCCGUUCUUGUACAGGUUGCAAUUAAAUAAAACCUAAGAUGUUGUUAUGAUGGGAUAUGUAGUUUUGGUACAAGAAUGAAAUACUCCAUAUUUCAUCGGUGCAACUUUUUUUUUAACCAGUGUCACCUUGUAAACAGUAAAUGUAUUUAAGUGCAUAAUAUUCUGCAAGAAAUCUACCAAAGUUGGCUAUAACGGUUUGGUGCCUUUAUUUGUUUCACAGUUAUUUUCUUUGUAUUUUAAACUACUGUCCAACUGUCUCUGUGAGCCAGCCCCAGCCCUCUGCUGACAAGAAAGGGGAGUCAGCGGAUAUUAGCUCGAAUCCUGCAGGCUUCACUUUGAAUUGGUGCGAUCUGCUAAAAUAAUGGGAUUUGUCUCAAAUGGAAGAAUGACAAAUAACCCGCAGCCCGGCAGGUUGGCCUGCGUGGGGCUUCACCUCCGAGCCUUCAAAGUGCUGCUGGAUUUGGGCACUGAGCAGACAGCAGAAUUUCUGCCUGUUCCCUGCAGGUAUUUACCACCACAUCAGAAAUGGUGUGUGGGGGGUGGGACGGAGAGAAGCACAGCCCUCCACAUGGAAUCAUUUUAGCAAGCCAAAAUUCUUGAUAGCUUCAUGACAUGUCAGGGCUGGGUCCACCGAAAACCAAAUCUGAAACAACUGCACAACCCGACCUCAUGGAAGAAGCCAGUGCUAACUGUGUAUGUGUUAGUAAACAAGCCCUCAUCCAAUCCUAAACAUCUCUCGUUGCUGAUGUGUCAAAUCCACAGGUCACAGGGUAGUGUCCAACAACAUCCAUUCAAAAGAAUAACUGCACGUUAUCUCAUCCUUCAGCAUACUUAUGUGUUGCAUCACUUCACAAGAAACAAAAUGAACAACCACCCAUGUGAACGUUGCUACCACCAUCGCUGGCUUCAGGGCACAAAUUGGGUUCUUUUGCAUUGUUUUGUUUUCUGAGAGCAAAGAUCUAGUCCUGAAGCUUAGGAACUGAAAGCCUGAACCUCAUCCCAAUGGAAAUAAAGUUCUAUAGCACUUGUUUUGAUUUUAUAUUUAUAAAUCCUCAUAAAAAUAAAAACAUCUCAACCAA